Scomber scombrus (Atlantic mackerel) is the source of this 3634-nucleotide messenger RNA. It is a transcript of the gene phf3, whose product is annotated as PHD finger protein 3. The record is from RefSeq and is a predicted model, not a curated record. Bases 105 to 3197 code for a protein of 1030 amino acids. Gene Ontology annotation, biological process: DNA-templated transcription. The transcript has 14 exons. Lineage: Eukaryota; Metazoa; Chordata; Actinopteri; Scombriformes; Scombridae. Gene Ontology annotation, cellular component: nucleus.
CGGCAGAGUUAAUAGAGGAAGUUACUGGGAGCUGCUGUGCUAGUAUGUAACCUUACAGGAAUUGGACACGGCGUUGCAGUGAAAAGGGGAAGGCAGCAGCAUUCAUGGAUAUUGUGGACACCUUUAACCAUUUAAUACCCAGUGACCAGUUGGAUGACUCCCUGAUAAUAGGCCAGAACUUGGAAUGUGAAGCCAGUAAUGAGUUUGGGACAGGUGUCCAACUGGAAGAUUCACUGAAGAACAUGCUCAGUGACAAAGAUCCCAUGUUUGGAUGUGCAAGUGCUCAGUUCAAUCUGCUGGACAAUGAGGACUCCACUUUUCCAAUUCCUGGCUCAACAGGUCUCGAUGAUGGUUCAGCAUCCACAGGGCUCAGCGGUGAACUGACAGUUGCAGAGACUACACAAGUCAAGCGGCCUGUUGGCAGGCCAAAGAGACGUCCUUGUAAUUUAGAAUUAGAACAUAGUGGCAGUCCACAACCUGCUAAAUCACCCACCAACACCAUGAUCAGAGGAAGACCAGGAAGGAAACCAGCCAACAGGCUACAGAAGUCUUUUCUGAUUGAGAAAGGAGUUAAAGGCCCCCAGCUGAAGAAAGAAUUAAAUCUGGGAGGGCGUAUUAAUGUUAAUGAUCUUGAUGGUGGAUUAUGGCUAAAACCUUCAGUUGUUUUGAGACGAUUGACUGUCACAAUUGGAGGAUUUAAGAUUGAGUUACUUCCAGGACCCUCUUACACACAAAAUAUUGAUGCAAGCUUUGCGGAAGGUUUGACGUAUGGUGGGGACAUAGGGUUUGCCGUGUUGCCUGAUGAUACUGUCAAUGUACAAAAUCCCGUACCUGAGAGUGUGGCAGUGACGGAUGUAAGUGAGAAGAGCUCUGCUGAUGAUGCACCUCUUGGGCUGGGCCCGUAUGUGAAUCCUAAUGACGUGCAGACAGCCAACGGGACUGUACUGGAAAGUGCCUGCACACAAGAGACAGCACUUGACAAUCAGAGUGCAUCUGAAAAGCACAAGCCAGCCGAUAAAGAAAAAGAUGACAUCAAACAGCCACAAGACGAUGAGAAAAACGUGACUACUGUUAGUAAUGAGACUGAUGUUAAGGAAAAGCAACAGACUGUGGACACAAAUCAGCUUAAUCUUAAGCAAGGACUGACUUCUAAUAAGAAUAAGACUUUGGUUUCAUGUAAACCAAGCAACAUGAUUAAGGGAUCUAAAGUGUCACAAAAUAUGCCAUCCAAAGCCAUCCAAAGAGGAGACCUGCACAAAAUUAAAUCUCUAAAGGAAAAGAAAAGCAUUGCACCUUUAAAAAGGCCUGGAGAUAACACCCCGAGUGAGCCUGCUAAUAAAGUGCAAAAGAUACAAGGUGCAGGAGAUCCUAAAGCGAAGCCAAAGUUGACAACUACCACGAGCCCUACAAGCAAGAAGAUCCCAGCAUCUGGCAACCGUGUUAAUGAUCAGCAGAGUCCAACCAAACCUGCUCAUUCUCACAAUAGCUCCAAAGUUGAUACUGCUCAGCCGACUCACAGCCGUCCAGGCCUUUCUUUAAAAACACCUGAAGAAGGAGGGCAGGAAAAGUCUAAAAUAAAAAAGCCAGAAAAGAUCCUUCAAAGACAAAAAAGUAAAAAUGCGAGAAGCAUCUCUGUGGACGAGCCACAGCUGUUUAUCCCAGAUAACGCUCCUGCUGUGAAGAGGGAAAGUGCUGAUGAGCAGCCUGCUAACAGUGAGACUGUAUGGGAUGGAAACAACUGCUGUGGUCUGUGCAAGAAGCACCAUAACAACAUGUUCAUGGUAGGCUGCGGUCGCUGUGACGAUUGGUUCCACGGUGACUGUGUUGGCCUUGACCUGACGAAAGUGAGUGAAAUGGAGGAGGAGGACCAGAUGUACGUGUGCUUGAAGUGCUGUGAGGAUGAAAGCACAAAGGUGGAGCCCGAGGCCCAGAGCACAGCCAAACCAGAAGCAAAAAUUGAAGUACAGGACCAUAAGCUGCCCCCCAAACCUAAACCUAAGCCAGGACCCCCCCAGGCACUCACAUCAGGAGGAGUCAGACCAGUAAGAAAGGACCCUGAUAGAAGGCAGUCCACAGACGCGAAAGAAGGAGCUCAUAAAACAGGUGUUCACAUGAAACUAGAGACAAGAAGUAAGACUCCAUCUUCAAAGAAACCUGCAUCUGUUGAAGAAAUUAGGCGGAGUGUGCGAGAAUCUCUCAAAGAAAUCCUCAUUCAGAGGUUGAAGGAGUCUGAUUUGAAGGUCUCAGUGGAGAAAGCUUCUGAAGUUGCCAAGAAGACGGAGAGAGAGCUUUUUCAUUUAUAUAAAGACACUGAAAACAAAUACAAGAACAAGUAUAGAAGCUUAAUGUUUAACCUCAAAGAUACUAAAAAUAAUGUCCUCUUCAAGAGGGUUCUCAAGGGGGAAAUAUCUCCUGCUAAUCUAAUCCGAAUGAGUCCCGAGGAACUGGCCUCAAAAGAACUGGCUGCCUGGCGACAAAGAGAGAAUCGACAUACAAUUGAAAUGAUUGAAAAGGAGCAAAGAGAGGCAGAGAGACGGCCAAUCACUAAGAUCACACACAAAGGGGAAAUUGAAAUUGAGAGCCAAGAACCAGUGAAAGCACCUGAACCUAUAGAGCUCGAGUCUGCCCCCAAAGCAACAGAAGUCUCAGCAGAACCUCCAAAAACCCCAGAAAUGAAAGAAGAGAGUACCAAGACAGAAAAAGACACUACCAACCAACACAAGUCUCACUUAUUUGACCUACACUGCAAAAUUUGCACAGGUCGUAUGGCACCCCCUGUGGAAGAAUCACCAAUCAAAGUGGUCAAAGUUGCUACUACAGUGGUUAGGAGGCAGUCCACCAAAGCAGAUGAGACAAAGAGCACAAAGCCACCUGCAAUCGAUGAUGACCUGCACCUGACUGUUCUAGAGGAGAGCCUCCGCAGUGCUCAGUCAGGCUACGAAGGAAGGUCGGAGCAUAAACCUGGAAGAGAAGAAGAGGCUGCUUUCCUCUCCAACUUGAAUUCCCUGUGGCGAGGUUUCAUUCAUAUGCACGCUGUGGCAAAGCUUGUGACCAAAGCUUUCCCUGUAUCUGGCAUUCUGGACAACUUGACUCAGGACCUUCCAGACAGCAUUCAAGUUGGCGGGAGGAUAAGUCCGCAGAUAGUUUGGGACUACUUGGAGAAGAUUCGUGCAACUGGAACAAAGGUGAGUUUUUGACAACUUCCUCUUUACAGUGAUCCAACCAACUGUAAUUAGGUCUGUAUCAUAUGAUGAUAUAUAUCAUGUGACGAUAGAAAAAAAAAAAUCAGUUGUUUCAUAUUAUCCUCCAACACACUUUACAGAAAUACUUUUCAUGAUUUGAACUUAUAGUAAUGUAAGUGUAGUUGUCUCAACUGUCCAACUCUCCACUGCUGUCUCUCUGCUCUGCUCAGUGUGUGGAGAGACUAUGAAGACCAGAAAUGACUUACAGAAAAUGUGUUAUAUUGUGAUCGUUAACUGGAUAUGAAACAACCUUUAUAUCUGGAUGUGAGAUUUUGGUCAUAUCACAGAGCUCUUACUGUAGUAUAAUGUAGAUUAAGAUAUUAAAAACGUUUUCCCAACUAUUAAAACUUUUCUCUAUAGAGAACACAUCUUUGAACUUUUCUAUAUUUUUA